Molecule: messenger RNA, 1650 nt
Organism: Bipolaris oryzae ATCC 44560
Lineage: Eukaryota; Fungi; Ascomycota; Dothideomycetes; Pleosporales; Pleosporaceae
Exons: 2
Coding region: 1-1650 (549 amino acids)
Biological process (GO): transmembrane transport
Molecular function (GO): transmembrane transporter activity
Source: RefSeq, a predicted model, not a curated record
AUGGCCGAACCAAACCCACACGCCUCACUGGACCACAAACUCUCUGCCGAAAUCAACUACGCAGAGGACACCACUCCCGACGACAAUACCCCCUCACACGUCAAAGGCAAUGCCUUCCUCGUCCGCGAAGACGGUCAAAUCCGCAAAAUCCCUGUUCCCUCUUCCAACCCCAAUGAUCCCCUCAACUUCUCCAGAUGGGAAAAGUACGGCAUCAUAUUUUGUUGCUGCUGGUUCUCCAUCAUGGGUCUUUCGAUCGCCGGCGGCCUUGGUGCGAUUCUGAACGUGUUUUUCCAAAUGUAUGUACCGCAGGGGUAUACGGCGGAUGAGAUUGUGUUUUUGAUUACGCUGCCUACACUGUGUAUUGGACUUGGGAACUACAUCAUCCUGCCUUUAGCACUAGCAUACGGUCGGCGUCCAGUAUUUCUCAUCUCAAUGGUAAUAUUGCUUGCAGCUACCAUUGCCGCCGCUGUGCAAAACAGCUAUAACGGGCAUCUUGCAUCGCGUAUCGUGCAGGGUCUAGCAACGGGCUCAUCCGAAUCGCUUCUCCCACUCAUGCUGACCGAAAUCACGUUUCUACACGAGCGAGGCCGGAUCUUCGGGUUGUACUGGAUGGUUCAGAAUGCACUAAGCUCCUCCAUUAAUCUAGCAAGUACGUAUCUGAACGAGGAGAUGGGAUGGCGGUGGUACUACUGGGUGUUCGUCAUCACAAUCGGGUUUGGACUCGUAGUUGCGUUUUUCCUAGGCUUCGAAACGCAAUUUACACGAUCGCCGGCUAGCCUGGACGGGCUGCUGAUUUUCACGGAUGAGUUUGGGGUCACAAAGGUUAUCCCGGAUGAGGAGGCGCAGGGUUACUUUGCGCAGGUGGGCGAUAAGGGGUUGAGCAUACCGAGUGCAGAUGCGAAUGAGGCGGAUGUACCACGGAAGACGUACCUUCAGAAGUUGCGUCCUUGGUCCCCGGUUCAGAAACAGCCGGUUAAGAUUAUGGUCAUGACGUAUCUGCACAUGCUCCAGAGUCUGGCAUCCCCAGGUAUCCUGUUCGCAAUCCUGAGUUCAUCGGUUGCGCUUGGCUGCGCCGUCGGCAUAUCACUGACGUACAAUACCGUAUUACACGAUCACUACGGAUGGGAUGUGAAGAACAUUGGGCUUAUCAACGUCGGCGGCGUCAUCGGUGCCGUCUUGGGAAUGGUGUAUUGCACAUUCAUCGGCGAUAAGUUCGUCCUGUACGCCGCCCGACGAAACAAAGGCAUUCACAAACCAGAACACCAUCUCAUUGUUCUCAUCCCACCUGGCAUCAUCGGUGCCGCAAUGCUGGUCCUCUAUGGCUACACUGCUGGAGGCGGCGCAACUUGGUGGGGUCCGUACAUGGCGUGGACACUGUUCCAGUACACGUUUACUGCCGUGCUCAUCGUGUCUACGACGUUUGCGUCUGAAGCCGGGGCGCAGCAUCCCGGACCUGCGCUAGUAGUUGUUGUGGGGACUAAAAAUAUUGUUUCCUUUGGCCUUACGUAUGGCCUUACGCCCAUGGUUGCGAAGCAUGGGUAUCAGUGGGCAUUUGGUGUGUUGGCCGGUAUUUACAGUGCCAUCUUCUUGCUCGGUAUUCCAGUUUAUUAUCUGAACCCGAUAUGGCGCGCGAGGAGUAAGAAGAACUAG